AUGAAAUUUAUAUCUCAAUACAUACUUCUUGGUAUUGUUAUAAUUCAACAAGUAAGGAGUGAGAAACAUGUGUUUACCUCUUCAUUACUGGCAUGCAUGGAAAAUUCACAGUUAUCAUCGACUUUAUUUAAUGUGACAUAUUUUCCUGACACACGUUCGCUAUACUACGAUAUCGAUAUUUCAACUCAAUUAAGUGGAGAAAUCAUUGCGGAGCUUGAAGUAUUUGCAUAUGGACAUAAAGUUGCUUCAAAACAGAUCUCUCUUUGCAAUUUUAAGUUGAAACAAUUUUGCCCAAUUUACCCAGGAAAUAUUCGAAUUAGUUCGGUCCAAGAACUUCCAGAAGAGUAUACUGAAGAAAUUCCAAGUAUUGCAUUCGAAGUGCCAGACAUCGAUGCAUAUUUAAUUGCCAAAUUUUAUAGAAAUGACACUGAUUUCAACAACGGUUCAAAGCAAGAACUAGCUUGCAUUCAAGCUUUCUUCUCUAAUGGAAUUACUGUUUCCCAUGUUGCUGUCCAAUGGUGUUCUGCAAUUUUCUGUGGACUGGGAAUAAUGAUAUCCAUGGUAUUUGUUGCAUAUAGCAAAUUAAUUUUCUUUGAACGUAUAUCUAAUGUCGCUUUAUAUUUGUUACUGUAUUUUCAGUCGGUGGUUGUUAUUUCGAUGACACACGUUCAUAGAGUUCCUCCGAUAGUACAGGCUUGGGUAAAGAACUUCACUUGGUCAGUUGGAUUAAUCAAUGUUAACUUCCUUCAAGAUAUAUUUCGGUGGUAUGUGGAAUCUACAGGAGGUAACCCACCGUUGCACAUAUCUUCUACGACGACAUCGAUUUUAACUCAAAAGAGACUAUUGAAGGAGCCUGACUUAAUUAAAAGGUCAGCAAAUACAUUAUAUGGUAACACCAAUACAUUAAUAGUUAAAGGAAUUGAAAGAGUAGCAUAUAAUGUGGGAAUAGAGAAUACCUCGAUAGUUUGCACCGUCUUUACAAAUAUCUUAAUUUUUGGCGUGUUUAUAGUCAUCAUUUCAGCGGUCGUUCUGAUAGUAUGUUAUACUAUAAACAAAAGAUCUAAACCAACCAACAGAGAUAUAUCUUUUAAAUAUUGUAAGCAAAUUCUGAAAGAAGUAAUAUCCAAAUAUUUCAUGCUAUGUUUCCAGCAAUUGAUGAUAUUUGGUUUUUGGGAGUGGACAAAACAAGAUUCCCCAGCAGUAGUACUGCUGUCUGUCAUAUUUGUGUUGUCAUCUCUUGCGAUAAUAGCGUCUCUGAGUAUAAGAAUAAUACUUGCAUCUAUAAAAUCUAAGCAAAAAUACUCAAAUGCUAAAGUUUUGAUGUAUGGUGAUGAGGAUAUAUUUAACAGAUAUGGUUAUUUUUAUACAAUGUUUAAGUUCGAGACGUUUUGGUGGAGUUACAUAAUUAUUUUGCAGACGCUACUAAAAGCAAUAUUUAUUGGGUUCUUGCAGGUGUCAGGAAAGGCAGAAUCAAUAUCAAUAUUUAUGAUAGACGCCAUUUAUGUCAUUCUUUUAUUAAUAUACAAGCCAUACCUGGAUGCCUUUACUAAUGUUCUGACCAUUGUCGUAUCCGUAGUGGUACUAUUGAACUCAUUCAUGUUCGUGCUAUUUUCUGAUUUAUUUGGUCAGUCAUAUUCGGUAAGUGCUGUAUUGGGAGUCUUAUUCUUUAUAGUCAACGGUUUAUUUUCGAUUGUCCUGUUCAUUGCUACUAUUGUUUACAUUAUUCUUUGCUUGUUGGGAGAGAGAUACCAAAGGAAGAGAAAACAUUUAGAAUCACUGGAUGUGGUAGAAGAUAAGAAUAAAAAAAGAAUUGACAAUGAAGUUAUUGUGCAGACUAAUGAAUACACCCGAAGUACCAGUGAUGAUUUCGAGGAGCCUCCACACAUUGCUAACCAACCCAACGCUAACUGCUCCUCUAUUUCAAUCAAUGGUCUUGAUAGCGAUAAUUGGGUUGAAAGCUUAGUUAGCUUGCAAUUUGGUAACAGAGAAAAUUUAAGUGUAGACGUGCCUGAUGUGUCAUUGUAUGGCAAUGAUGACAAUUUCAACUUGAAUAAUGAAAUUUCUAGCCAUUAUAUAUAA
Molecule: messenger RNA, 2079 nt
Organism: Tetrapisispora phaffii CBS 4417
Lineage: Eukaryota; Fungi; Ascomycota; Saccharomycetes; Saccharomycetales; Saccharomycetaceae
Product: transient receptor potential ion channel family protein
Exons: 1
Coding region: 1-2079 (692 amino acids)
Biological process (GO): fungal-type cell wall biogenesis; transmembrane transport
Source: RefSeq, a predicted model, not a curated record